This is a messenger RNA of Salvia hispanica, 1289 nucleotides long. RefSeq names its product putative WRKY transcription factor 17. The record is from RefSeq and is a predicted model, not a curated record. NCBI's taxonomy places the organism in Eukaryota, Viridiplantae, Streptophyta, Magnoliopsida, Lamiales, Lamiaceae. Gene Ontology annotation, molecular function: sequence-specific DNA binding; DNA-binding transcription factor activity. Gene Ontology annotation, biological process: regulation of DNA-templated transcription.
UCACAAUUCACAUCUCCUUCAUUCUCUCAUCCUGAUGAAGCUGGAUUGAAAUUCGAUUUUCUUCGGAGUUUUGUUUUAGAUUUUCGUAGAGAGUGUUCAAUGGCAGUGGAAUUGCUCGGAUACACGAACCUCAACGAGCAGAUGGCGAUUCAGGAAGCGGCAUCGGCAGGUUUGAAGUCUAUGGAGCAUUUGAUUCGAACAGUUUCUCACCAGCAGAAUCAGAUGCAUCACCAGCAGCUUGACUGCCGAGAAAUCACCGAUUUCACCGUUUCAAAGUUUAAGAAGGUAAUCACGAUUCUCAACCGGACCGGCCACGCCAGGUUCCGCCGCGCGCCGAUUCAGCCGCAGCCUCAGAUUCAGCCGUCGCCGCCGGCUCCUGUCCAGCGUCAGUACCUGCCUUCUCCACCGGCUCAACCUCUGAGCCUGUUCUCCCUGUCUCCGGCGCCGCCCGCGCCUCCACCGCCAGCGGCGUCUCAGCCGUUGACGCUUGAUUUCACGAAGCCUAGCGCUCCUUCGGCGAAGGAAGGCGGUGAAGUGACCGGAAAGGACGUGCUCAGUCUCUCAGCGGCAGUGUCGACCUCGGGAAACUCGUCGUCUACGUUUUUGUCUUCGAUUACCGGCGAAGGCAGCGUCUCAAACGGAAAAGGUAUGUUUCUGACGCCGGCUGCUCCACCGAUCUCCGCCUCCAAACCACCGCUCUCCGGAAAGAGAUGCCGUGAGCAUAACCACUCCGAUAACAUUUCCGGCAAAACAUCUGGUUCUAGCCGAUGCCACUGCAAAAAGAGGAAAUCCAAGGUGAAACGAGUAAUUAGAGUUCCUGCAGUUAGCUCAAAAGUUGCAGACAUCCCUUCGGAUGAGUACUCAUGGAGAAAGUACGGGCAGAAGCCGAUCAAGGGCUCUCCAUACCCAAGGGGUUACUACAAAUGCAGUACAGUGAGGGGAUGCCCGGCGAGAAAGCAUGUGGAGAGGGCAACCGAUGAUCCAUCGAUGCUGGUGGUGACGUACGAGGGGGAGCACCGGCACACGCAAGGCGCGAUGCAGGAGAUCUCCGCCGCUGGUGCGCCUGCGCAGUUGGUGGUGUUUGAGUCGCAGUGAAAAAAAAGCUGAAAAAGAGGGACUCUUUUUGUAAUUUCGAGAGAGUUGGGGGGCUGAUGAGAAAAAAGAGAGUAGUUUGUUGUAAAUUUGGUAGUAGGAGUAGUGGCGGUAGAGGACAGAAUCAGCAAAAGGAAAAAAAAUGUUUAAUUUUGGUUGAAAUGGAUUAAAUUUUUUAUUGGAUUUGAUUUUGGUUA